This is a messenger RNA of Adineta ricciae, 894 nucleotides long. NCBI's taxonomy places the organism in Eukaryota, Metazoa, Rotifera, Eurotatoria, Adinetida, Adinetidae. The record is from the annotation of a GenBank genome assembly.
UGUCUUCCUGACUUUCUCUCACGUUAUGCGAAUGAUAUCGACGAUGACCUUUUCGAAAUUGAUUAUGGUUUAGAGAAUAAACAGAGUAUACUUGCUUCCAUGGUGCUACGAUCUCAUACAAACCGCAAUCGCGCUCCCAUGACUUCUGAUUCUCUAAACGAUGACUCGUUUCCUCCAGUGUCAUCUACCUCGAGUAUUCCUCCGAAUGCACCAUCUUCGACUACUUUUUCACCGAAUACUUUUGAUCCUAGUAAAUUAAAAGUAGAACAAGAUAGUGAUCCUGUUAUUCAGGCUAUUCUAAGUCGGAUUCGGCAUCGAUUUGACGUUCCCACCUUCGUGCUCAAACACGAUCUACUCUAUAAACUAAUUCGACCUUCGCGUCGUUCUAAACAUAAAUUAGAAGUGAUCUACUUACCGCAAUCUAUGACUGCAUCUCUCGUUCAGACAUGUCAUGACGAUCCUAUGACAGGCGCUCAUUUCUCUUUCGACCGUAUUUAUAAUAAGAUCCGUCGUCUCUACUGGUGGCCUCGUAUGAAAGCUACCAUAAAGUACUACCUUGACUCAUGCAUGUCCUGUAAGCAGUUUAAUAUUAGUCGUCAUAAAAAGUUUGGCCAUUUACGUCCUAUCUCGCCACCGGAUGGUCCCUUUUUGUUGAUAGGUAUUGACUAUUGCGGUCCUUUGAAAUCGACGCCGCGGGAAAAUAAAUAUGUUUUGGUCAUCACAGACUAUUUCACCCGUCAUAUCGUUGCGGUAGCCCUCCCGAACUGCACCGCUGAAACUACUGCUCAGGCAUUAUUCAAUGAAUAUUUUUGUCGUUAUGGCAUUCCUGCUGUUAUUCUUAGUGAUCAGGGAUCUCAUUUCCGAAACAACUCAUGGCUAAUAUCCAACAUUUGA